CCCAAACAGAGUGUUAAAAUGAAGUUCCUCAUCUUGGUCAGCGCAUUGCUGAUCUUUGCCCAGUGUGGAUUCGCACGCCACGUGAGGUUGGCCCGUAAGCUGAGCCGUCAGCUGGAUUUGGACGUGGUGCGACCCGAGUCGCGCAUCGUUGGUGGCACAGAUGCACCCGAGGGCUGGGCCCCCUACCAAGUCUCCAUCAUGAACACCUUCGGCGAGCAUGUAUGCGGUGGCAGCAUCAUUGGGCAGCAUUGGAUACUAACAGCUGCCCAUUGCCUGGAGUGGCCCAUUCAAUACCUGAAGAUCGUGACUGGCACCAAUGACUACACAAAGCCCGGCGCUGAGCAUCUGGUGGAUGCGGCCGCGAAGCACAGCAGCCACGACAAGCCAAUGUACCACAACGACAUCGCACUUAUACACACAGCCACGCCCAUUGUCUUCAACAAUCGCACACAGCCCAUCCAAUUGGCCAGCAAGCAGAGCUUGAAGACGGGCGAUAAGGUUACCUUAAGCGGCUGGGGCAGUCCCCGCGCCUGGGGACGUUAUGUAACCCAGCUGCAGAAGAUCGAUCUGGCGUAUUUGGAGCGCGACAGGUGCAGGACCCAGGUGCGCAAUGCUAGCUGGGUGGGCGAUGGACACAUCUGCAGCUUCACAAAGGAGGGCGAAGGAUCCUGCCAUGGCGAUUCGGGUGGCCCCCUCGUCGAUGCGAAUCAAAUAUUGGUGGGCGUGGUCAACUGGGGUGAGGCCUGUGCUUUGGGCUAUCCGGAUGUGUAUGCCUCAGUGGCCUAUUACCUAGACUGGAUUAAGAAGACGAAGGUCGAGCUGGAAAAGUCCCUUUAGAAUGAUUAGGAGAAGACGUCAAAGCAUGUCGAACAAAGCCAACAGGCGAAUAGAAGCCAAACCGAACAAAAAUAUAUAUAUGUACCUACAAAUAUAACCAGAAGACUAUAGACGAUAAGUCCAAACACUGUACAUUUUUAUCACGCAUAUAUCGCAAAAAUAUAAAAUAUUUAUGAACAAAUUAUGAACCUA
Messenger RNA from Drosophila arizonae, 1029 nucleotides. Its product is annotated as chymotrypsin-1. The record is from RefSeq and is a predicted model, not a curated record. Gene Ontology annotation, molecular function: serine-type endopeptidase activity. Gene Ontology annotation, biological process: proteolysis. NCBI's taxonomy places the organism in Eukaryota, Metazoa, Arthropoda, Insecta, Diptera, Drosophilidae.